Molecule: messenger RNA, 1107 nt
Organism: Penicillium angulare
Lineage: Eukaryota; Fungi; Ascomycota; Eurotiomycetes; Eurotiales; Aspergillaceae
Product: WD40 repeat domain-containing protein
Exons: 4
Coding region: 1-1107 (368 amino acids)
Molecular function (GO): protein binding
Source: RefSeq, a predicted model, not a curated record
AUGACAACUUCCUCUCAUCGAGAUAAUUUCUUUCAAACUUCUGCUUCCUUAGACGAGCAACAGAGGAAAGACGCCAAGUCUCAGAAUUCCAAUGGAAAUCCUAUUCGGUUACAAAGCAAGCUCCUAGCUAUUCAUCCCGAUCCAAAGAGUCAAAACUCCAUCUAUGUAGCUCAAAGUAGCGGCGUUAUCAGGAGAGUGGUUCUUGAUACUGGCGCAACAUCUGCCCUUUACAAAGGUCCUACAGCUCCAUUGACUAGUAUCUGCUUAAGUGCAGAUGGCAAGCUAUUGUUUGCUGGAUGUUGGGACAAAACGGUGUGGAGCUGGGACGUUGCCUCAGGCCAGCCUCGCCUAAAGUAUGAAGGCCAUUCAGAUUUUGUUAAAACAGUUACGAGUGCUCGUUUGAAUGGAGAAGACUUACUCAUUACGGGUGGUGCUGACGCUCAAGUCCUCAUUUUCAACAUUACCACCGGUCAACGCAUCGAGACUUUCAAAGGCCACGCGCGGGGUAUUGAGGAUCUAAUCCUUGACCCGGAAGUGGAAGAAUCUGAUGCUCUAAUAUUUAGCGCUGGCAGUGAACGAGAGAUCCGACAGUUCAAGAUCUUUGGUGGCGGCGAUUCCGCGGAGCCUCUUCUCCCUCACGAGACCAGUAUAUACAAGCUUUUCUUCGAUCAGGAUGGCGAUCUGUGGACCGUGUCCGCCGAUAAGACAGCGAAGUGCUUGGUGCGAGCAGAUGGAUGGAAGCCCAAUAUCAGUUUGGAACACCCUGACUUUGUGCGAGAUAUUGUUGUGCAUGAAGCUGGCGGUUGGGUUAUUACAGCUUGUCGAGAUGAAGAGGUCCGCGUAUGGAACCGAUCGACUGGAGAGCUUCAUCACACAUUUUCUGGUCAUUUUGAGGAAGUCACUGGACUCGUCUUGCUGGGCUCCACUGUGGUCAGCGCUGGCAUUGACGGGACCAUUCGACAAUGGUCUCUUCGUCCGGAUCAAUUACAAGAAGCUGUGGCACUAGCUAAGGCGGAACCUGCUGUACCUGAAGAGGAAGAGCCAAGUGCUGAAAAUAUGCUUACCGAAGAGGAGGAGCGUGAGUUGGCUGAGCUCAUGGACGAUUAG